Vigna unguiculata (cowpea) is the source of this 458-nucleotide messenger RNA. RefSeq lists its product as uncharacterized. Lineage: Eukaryota; Viridiplantae; Streptophyta; Magnoliopsida; Fabales; Fabaceae. The record is from RefSeq and is a predicted model, not a curated record.
UGAUGCAUUCUGACAAAUAAAUCAACACCUGAAAGAGAGAAAUAUCAUACGUAAAAUUUUGAUAUGGCAGACCUUCAACAAAAAAUCGAAGCUCUGAAGGGUCUUGUUGAUGUGCUAAAUAGCAUGGAUGACGGCGAAAGUGGUCAGAACCCAACGCCACCGAACAGCGACGGUGGUUCUGCGGCAGCAGGAACAGGAAGGAAGGGGCGUUCUGUUGGAAAAUUCAGGAACACCGGCGAUCAGAAGAUUAAAGGUCUCAGUAACCAAACUGGCUUCACCGAAGGGAACGCUAAUGGAGCUAUCAACUUUGGAGAUUUGGAGGCUUAAGUCACUGAGAUUGAAGGAAUAAGGAAUGUAUAACCUACGCGAUUAUAUAUAUGUAUGAACUAUGAAAGUCUUCUGAAAUACGUAAAUAAUAAAUAAUAAGAAUUUCGCAGUUUGCGUGUGGUUCCAAUAUU